Messenger RNA from Closterium sp. NIES-65, 777 nucleotides. NCBI's taxonomy places the organism in Eukaryota, Viridiplantae, Streptophyta, Zygnematophyceae, Desmidiales, Closteriaceae. The record is from the annotation of a GenBank genome assembly.
AUGAUGUUGCUUUAUCCCUGUUUGCCCCACACACAGUGGUGUGACAAGCUGGAGGCUGGCAAGGCGCAGGGGGAGGGGGAGGGGGAGGCACGGACUGGGAAGGUGCAUCUGCAGGGAAGGCGAAGGGGGGUUCGUCCAUCGAUGCGCUGCUGGCGAAUGAAGUGGCAGCACUCAAGAAACAGGCUCGAUUGCAAUCGUGACCUCAGGCUACCAGGUGCCCCUGUUUUGAGACGUCUCAGGCUACCAGCACAAACACCCAUCACUUCCCUCUCUCGCAAUCCUCUUUUCCCUCCCUCUUCCUCCCCUUGCCCCUCGUCUUGUCCCUCCCCUUGUCCUGAACGCUCUCACCUGGUGACUUUUGAGUCGACUCAAAGUCACCUGACUGAACGCUUCUCACCUGGUCUCACUUCGGGUGUGGAGUCUCGCUGGCUGCAAGGCGCUGCUGUUUGGACUCUUGCUGGCUGCAAGACGCCGCUGUUUGCGAGAAUGCUAAGUGGAAACCCUUAUCGUCUCCUCCUCUCUCUCCCAUCGUCUUUCUCCCUCCCCUUGCCCCUACCGUUUGCCCUCCCCUCGCCCCUCCUGUUCGCCCGCCCCUUGACAUCCCUCAGCCUCGUGGGUGUGGGGCAGUGGGUGUGGGGCAGUGGGUGUGGGGCAGUGGGUGUGGGGCAGGUGGGUGUGGGGCAGUGGGUGUGGGGCAGUGGGUGUGGGGCAGUGGGUGUGAGGCAGUGGGUGUGGGGCAGUGGGUGUGGGGCAGUGGGUGUGGGGCAGUGGGAGUGA